AUGACUGAUACAUAUUUUUCAUUCAAAGAUAAAAUGUUUCCUUUAUUAGAAGAUGAAAAAAUUCCAACUGAACAAUUUUUAUCAGCAUGUCAAGGAAUUGCUGAAUUUGUUGGAUUUUUUGGUGCAGCUUUUUCUCCAGUUAAAAAUGAUAUAAUGGGGAAUGUAAUCAAAGUAAGAACAAAAUAUGAAAGUAAUACAGAACGUAUGCCAACAAUACAAGAUUUAAUUGAUACUGAUCUUAUUGAUAACAAUGGGAAAUUAGGUAUAGCAACAGAAGGAUUGUUAUGGUUAAAAAGAGGUCUUGAAUUUAUGCUUCAAAUGAUAAUUUAUAUGGUAGAAGAGUAUAAUGUAAAUCCAAACAAAGAGGAAACAGAAAAUUUAAAAAAUGUUAUUAAUAAAGCAUAUGAAAUUACACUUAAAAGGCAUCAUAAUUUUUUAGCUAAAAAUCUUUUUAAGUUAGUUAUUCAUGCAGCACCUUAUAGAAGGACAAUUUUAAAGCAUGUAGCUUUAGGAAAAGAAGGUUGUGAUGAUAUAUGUAUUGAACAUAUAACAUCACAUCUUGAAAAUUUUAGAGAAAAUGUUGCCUCAUUAGUUAAUUAUUAUUAUUUAAAAAAACUAGAAACUAGACCAUGA
Strongyloides ratti is the source of this 633-nucleotide messenger RNA. Its product is annotated as Glycolipid transfer protein. Gene Ontology annotation, biological process: intermembrane lipid transfer; ceramide transport. The record is from RefSeq and is a predicted model, not a curated record. Lineage: Eukaryota; Metazoa; Nematoda; Chromadorea; Rhabditida; Strongyloididae. Gene Ontology annotation, molecular function: ceramide 1-phosphate transfer activity; ceramide 1-phosphate binding. Bases 1 to 633 code for a protein of 210 amino acids. Gene Ontology annotation, cellular component: membrane; cytosol; cytoplasm. The transcript has a single exon.